UGUCCAAUUUGAGAUGAAUGAUGGCCGAUCUCGGUUUUGGUUUUAUGCUCAAGAUUUUACAUUAUGUACAUGCCGUAAUAGCUCGGUAUAGAGUAGUGGCUUUAAUUUGCAAUCCUACUCACUCCAAUGGAGAAACCUUGCUAUCACAAAUUUAUCCAACUAUUCGAAUCACAGAUACCAUCUCAACCCAAUCGUACCAGUGCAGAUCUGUACUGAAUAGAAUGCACGGUCGAGAUUCAACUCUAUCUCCCAAUCUCAGAACAUCGCCAGGACCAUCGACGGAAUGGGUUUUGUACAUGUCGAAGAUGUCCAAGGUCAACACUCACCUGAAAAUGGAUUUGUUGAUUUAUUGUCAGGUCGGCCUGAUGGUGAGGGCUUUAGAUCUUUUAACGUGAACAGUCUUUCCUCUGAUCAUAUAACAACGCCUACGGGCAUGAGAGAGGAAAUUCUGCUUUUAUCCUGGCUCAUCGUGCUUUUACGAACCCGGGAAGAAGGGAGCCAGAUAUCUUAUGAUUGGGCUUACAAAAGUAGAGAGGAUAGUUUCGAGCUUGAGCUCGUGAAAGGGCGUCUCUCACUAGAUGAAGUAACGACGGGAUUACAGAAUACUGUCGGACAAGCUACUUCGGAAAUUUCAUAUCAUAUCUCGAGAGUUGCAUCAAGUCAGGAUGCCGCCAUUUCCAGUCCUGCCUCGCUUCUUUUGAGUACUAGUGCUUUAUGCCAAACGUCUGAAGAGGAGAAAGAUGAAGUGAGCACACGAUCCAUAUAUGUUACCACAUCGCUGACUAUGGUGAGAAAAGGGUAUUCUCCACCUCGAAAUACGUUUCGUCAAUGACCUUCUGGAAAUCCGACCCGUAUGGUACACGGAAACCAUGCUAGAAUUUACAGUUACACACUUCGUCGAGACACUCGUCGAUACUAUCAAACUGUGCAUUUCAAAUCCUGAUACUGUUAUUCAAGACUGUGUUUGCCCAACCACACGUGAUUUGAACGAGAUAUGGCGAUGGAAUCACCAACUUCCUCCAACCUACAGCUCUUGUAUGCACGACAUAGUUUCUGAACGAGCUAAAAUGUCACCUGAAAAGGUAGCAAUCGAUUCCUGGGACGGUACUUUGACAUACGCUCAAAUCGAUCAAUAUUCCACUUUCCUAGCGUGCUCUUUAAGAGAAAUGGGUGUCAACUUACAUGAUGUCCUACCUGUGUGUUUUGAGAAAUCAAGAUGGACAAUCGUAGCCGUACUUGCGGUGAUGAAAGUUGGGGCGACUUUGUUGAUGACUGACCCAACGCUUCCUCUUGCCCGCCUUCAAAAUAUGGCAGAACAAGUAAACGCAAAAGUAAUAAUAACGUCUCGCGAUCAAUUGGAGUUUUCAAAGUCGAUCCUUCCAAAUGGAAAGGUGAUAGUCGUGGAAGAAGAUACAUUCACACAUCUUUCGAAUUUACCAAUUAGACCACAGUUAGAAGCUGUACCGCCAUCCGCCCUAAUGUACAUAAUAUUCACCUCUGGCAGCACAGGUACCCCAAAAGGAGUCAUGCUUUCUCAUGAGACAUAUACAAGUAGCGCAAUUCCUCGAGCGAAAGCAGUUGGCUAUACGGAAGAGUCCAGGGUUCUUGAUUUUGCAGCUUACGCUUUCGAUGUCAGUAUUGACAGCAUGCUAUUGACUGUUGGAAAUGGUGGAUGCCUUUGUAUACCGUCGGAUGAGGAUCGACUGAACGACAUAAAUGGAGUGAUGCGGAAAAUGCGAGUCAAUUAUGCAGGCUUAACCCCAUCAGUUGCUAGAAUUCUGGACUCCGAUGUCAUAAAAUCGCUUAGCGGUCUGGGACUCGGAGGAGAGGCGUCGUCAGUCAGAGAUGUUACCAUUUGGGGCCAGGACACCAGGAUUAUUAUAGGCUACGGCCCUUGCGAAUGUACCAUCGGGUGUACCAUAAACAGCGACACUGCUACUGGUAGAAAUUAUAUCUCCAUUGGAGAAGGAAACGGAGCUGCUAUAUGGAUUACCAACCCUGACGACCAUGAACAGCUGGUGCCAGUCGGCGCUGUAGGCGAAUUACUCGUCGAAGGGCCAAUUGUAGGACAAGGCUACUUGAAUGACCCUGUAAAAACUGCAGCAUCUUUCAUCAAAGAUCCCUCGUGGCUGACUGCAGGUCACAACGGAUAUCCUGGUCGUCAAGGACGGCUGUAUAAGACUGGAGAUCUCGGAAAAUACGAUCCUGACGGUUCUGGAGGCAUUUUGUUCGUUGGAAGGAAAGAUACACAAGUCAAAUUGCGUGGACAGCGUGUUGAGCUUGGUGAGAUUGAAAGUCAGCUUAUGGCCAGGUUGCCUUCAGAAUUCAGCGUGAUUGCCGAGGUGAUUGUGCCCCAGGGGCUUGGAGACCAACCUACCUUGGUUGCAUUUAUCGGUCUACAGCAAAAGAAGGGACAAGAGAGUACUGAUAUAACAUCAAUUCAGCUUCCUGAGGAGCUGAGUCAACGGCUAUCAAAAGCCAAUACAGAAUUGACUAAGGUUUUACCGCGAUACAUGAUACCAACCGCGUAUAUACCAGUCAACUACAUUCCCGUUCUGAUCUCAAGCAAGAUUGAUCGGAAACGACUUCGGCAAUUUGGUGCGACCGUAGACUUGAGGGACGUGAAUGAAGAAACAGCCCGUAACAACAACACCUCUCGGGAGUUGACUGACAUUGAGAAAAGUUUGCGACAGGCUUGGGGUCAGAUAUUGAAGCUUGAUGCAGAAUCCAUCCGACUCGACGACAAUUUCUUUGCACUAGGUGGAGACUCUUUGGCGGCAAUGAAACUCGUAACCGUUUGUAGAGAUGAAGGCCUCGAACUCAGUGUCAUCAAUACUUUUGGCCACCCCACGCUCUCAGCGAUGGCUGAAGUCCUACACAUUUACAACUCACAAGCAGAGAAGGAAACACCUGCGUUCUCAAUGAUUUCUCAACCUGCUGAAAGUGCUUGUCUCGAGGCAUCACAGAUCUGUGGAACAGAUCAGACAGCCAUCGAGAACAUAUAUCCCUGUACACCUACGCAGGAGUCUUUAUUCACAUUUGCGCUCAAGUCAACCGAGGUAUAUGUUGCUCAGAGAGUCACAUGUAUUCCAUCACAUAUUGACCUUGAUGUCUGGAAGAGAGCAUGGGAGGAUGUCGUUGCGGCAAUUCCUAUUCUUCGGACUCGGGUGGCUCAACUUCAAGAGCCUGGCCUUCAGCAAGUUAUCCUCAAAGAAGGCAUCUCCUGGAGAACUUCAACUAAUCUAGAGCAAUAUCUCGAAAGUGAUCGCAACGAGAGAAUGGAUUUGGGACACAGCUUAGCUCGAUAUGCUAUUUUAAAUCAGCCAGAUGAUGAGAACCGAUACAUGGUCUGGACUAUUCAUCACGUAGUUUACGAUGGAUGGUCAGAGCCGUUAUUGUUGAAGGCAGUCAGCAAUAUUUUGCAAGGUCAAAAUAUCGAGAUGCAGGCAUAUAUGAGUGGCUUUGUCAAAUAUGUGCGUGAUACUGAUGAAGUCGCCAUGCAAGACUUUUGGCGGCGUGAGUUGGAAGAUGCCGUUGGACCACAAUUUCCACGUUUGCCUUCUAGAGACUACUUGCCAACUCCAGAUGCAAAUCUGGAGAUCACCAUAACCCUUGACAGGAGCACCAAGUCGCCAUUCACAAUGGCAACGUUAAUUCGUGGUGCAUGGGCGCUCGUGGCUUCGCAAUAUACAGGAAGCGACGAUGUGGUAUUUGGCGAGACUCUCGCAGGUCGAGAUAUCUCGUUGAAGGGCGUCGAAAGUAUUGUUGGUCCAUUAAUUGCAACAGUACCUGUUCGCAUAAGCGUCAGCCGAUCAAGCUCUAUUGAGGCUUAUUUACAGAGUGUGCAACAAAGCAUGCUGGCCCGCAUACCAUAUCAGCAUAUGGGGAUGCAGAAUAUUAGAAAAGUCAGCCAAGAUGCUCAGCAUGCUUGCGAAGCUGGAACGGGAUUGGUUAUCAAUUCGGAGCCAGAAUACGUGGGAAGUGACCUCGGAUUUAAAUCAGGGGAUGUUGAACUUGAAUCACUUCAUUUCAACCCUUAUCCGCUAAUGUUGGCCUGUGGAAUACGUAAAAAUGGGUUCAGGAUCUGCGCAAAUUUUGAUAGCAGCCUGGUUGAGAUCUCGCAAAUGGGACGAAUGCUACACCAACUGAGAAUGGCUUGUUCACAAUUAACCAAAGAUCUUUCUAGAAAGAUCGAGGAGGUAUCAUGUCUUCCUGAGGCGGAAUUAGACCAAAUCUGGCAAUGGAACCAAACUCCUCCAUUAUCCCUAGAUAAGUCAUCCAAAAGGAUUCGAGCAGGUCCAAGCAUCAAGCAAGGAUCAAUUUAUCCUCCGGCGGUAGUUUCUUGGGUAUGUGAUCCACGGAAUCCAUCUCUACUGUCGCCUAUUGGCUGCAUUGGUGAGCUCUGGCUUGAAGGGGCUUUCUUUGCGGAGGAGACAGUUGCAUCUCCGUCCUGGCUCGUUGCUGGAAGUUCUACAUACGGCGGUCGAACUGGCAGAGUGCAACCCACAGGCGAUAUGGUUCGACUACUACAAGACAAAAGUUUAGUAUUUGUUGGUCGAAAGGAGAAUGUUAUGCCGGUUCAAGGACAUGCAAUAGAUAUCACGGAACUCGAAGCCCAUCUGGCCAAAUAUCUUCCACAAGCGGUGCGUGCCGGUGCGGCAGUAUAUCAAUCAUUACCAGAUGACUCCCAACAAAGCUCAAAGCAAGAGCUGUUGGUCUUCGUAGAACAGCAGUCUUCCGACGAAUAUGUUGAGAUUCUGCUAGCAGAGCAUAAAAUAAUUUGCGAUGCCUCGGAUUUACAAAGUUUCAAGGCGACCAUCUGUACCAAGAUCUCCUUGGACCUUGCUCUACCACUCAAAAAACUCAACAAAUUCAUUCAAGAUUCACUCCCAUCAUACAUGAUGCCAUUUGCGUAUAUCGUAAUUGACAAAAUGCCGACUAAAAUGAAAGACGUUGAUCAUAGUUUGCUAAAUCAGUUAGCCUCAAAAAUUCCCCGAACCGUACUCUCCGAGCUUCGUCAAGGAUUUAAAGAGAUCUGGUCAAACAACUCUGCGAAACAGAAUUUGACGCCUUCAGAAAACAUUCUCCAGGCUGCAUGGGCCAAUAUCCUUAGAAUCCCGUCAGAAAAAAUUGAUGUUGAUGAUAACUUUUUCCGUCUUGGUGGCGACUCUGUCAUGGCAAUGAAAUUGGUGUCAAGUCUUCGUAUGCAAAGCCAUGGCCUAACAGUGGCCGAUAUCUUUCAACACAUGCGUCUUGGCGAUGCUGCCAGAGUACUAAAAGUAGGCCAAGUAUCGAUGAAUAAGGUUCAGCCUUACGAGCCAUUCUCGACACUGAACAUCUCAGACAUCAAGUCAUUCUUGUCAGAUGUUGUCCAGCCGAAGCUUGCAAAACAAAACUGGUCUAUUCGAGAUGUGUCUCCAGUGACCGACUCUCAAGCCCUGGAUAUAAGAGGAACUAUCCAAUCACUUCGCACCUCAAUACAAUACACUAUGCUGUACUUUGACGAAAGAAUCGAUCGUCAACAACUAUUUCGCGCAUGCAAAGCGCUCGUUGAGACUCAUGAAAUCUUACGUACCGUUUUCAUUGAAUAUGAAUCAAACUUCUUUCAAGUUGCCGUUGAUGAGCUAGAUACGCUGGAUAUCACUACGCUACGGGCCAACAAGGACAUUGAGCAAUACGCCAAGGAACUCUGCACGACGGAUAUUCAAUCAGGCUUUGAGCUUGGAUCCUCGUUCCUCAAGAUACUACAUGCUGAAGGCAGCGAUGGUAAAGAAUGCCUCAUUCUAGGAUUGUCUCACGCCCUGUAUGAUGGCGUUUCCUUGCCCAUACUCCUCCGAGAUUUGGAAGUUCUCUACAAAGGAGAAAAGGUCGUCGAUUUUGAACCUUUCUCAACAUACAUGGCACGAAUUUGCAAUACGCAUACACGAACUACCGCUAUCAAUUACUGGAGCAAUCUUCUCAAUGGCUCAUCUUUAUCUGUUUUGAAGGGAAAAUCAGCACAACCUACAGACAAAGCAGUCUUCCAAGCAAAAUCAGUCGAUGUCUCUCAACGUCCCGAAGAGAUUACUACGGCAAACUUGCUUACUGCAGCAUGGGCACUAGUGCUAGCACGUCGUCUCCAGAAACCAGAUGUAACAUUUGGUAGCAUUACCUCAGGACGGAACAUUGACCUAGCUGGUGCGGAGAAUGUUGUAGGUCCAUGUUACCAAUUCACACCAACUCGCGUCUCAUUCGAAUCCCAAUGGACAGCCAUGAAUUUGUUGAGAUGUGUCCAAAAGCAAAGUGCUGAAUCUGCUGCCUAUGAUUUCCUCGGCUUCGAUAAAAUCUCCAAGCAGUGCACUCAGUGGUCAUCUGACUCUGAGGCACAAUUCUUCGACUCCGUUGUUCAUCAUCAGGACUGGGAUGAUUUCGACACCAUGCAUUUUGCAGGAGGGGAAUGCAAGGUGGAUAUUCUCAAUCCGCAUGGAGAUGCGGCUACCCCUUUUAAGGCCGUCACGUUCGUUAAAGAAGGGCAAAUGUAUGUUGGGGUGGUGGGAAGUGAAAGGGAUUCAAUGUUUGUGGAUACGGUUCUUGAUGAAUUGGCUGCUACUAUUCAGGAAUUGGCGAAUAGUCGGUCAGGAUUGUUGCUUGAUGGCCAAAUGUUUUAAUUUUUGGGUUGGAUAUAGUGAGUUGCAUUGAUUGAAAUGGGUUGGCAUAUAUAUAUAUAUAUAUAUAUCAAUUUUAUAUACAGGUGAUAAAUAAAGAUACACAUGGGAUAUGUGAGAAGCGAGUUUCUUCUAAUGUGGCCCAGUGAACUCAAGGUGCUUCUUCACCAAGUAUCAGAUGCUAUCAUCAGAAGCAACAAUAAUACUACCGUAAUUUGGCCCUUCAGCUCAAUUGCAACCUCACAUUCGCAGAUUUUCCAUCA
Molecule: messenger RNA, 6907 nt
Organism: Sclerotinia trifoliorum
Lineage: Eukaryota; Fungi; Ascomycota; Leotiomycetes; Helotiales; Sclerotiniaceae
Source: the annotation of a GenBank genome assembly